GCUGUCAGUGUCAAUUUUCAUUUGAUGUUUUUGUUCUUGGACAAGUUUAUGUUUCGUGAAAUAUUAAGUAAAUAAAAGAUUUUCUGAAAAUCUACGCAUUAAUUUAGAUAAAACCGUGUUCAAAAUGCUGUAGUAAGUUUAUGUGAACCAGUGAUUUAAUGGUAAAUUGAUAUUAAAGAUGGAGGCGGACACGGAAUCCCUCCGGACCACGGCCCCACAGUGGAGCCUAGCCGGAGACAAACAGCUUUUGGGAGUCCUACAGAACAUACAUGAGAGACUGGUGUCCCGAUGUCAGGAGACCAACAAACGACUCGGCGAGAUGGCGGCCGCUCUCGAUGACGCCAGCAUUGACUUGCAGAAUGUUAACAAUAAGUUUAUGGCUCUAAGCAACAGUCAGUUUAUUGAGAGCAGAGUGUAUGAUGAUGACGUUGACGUGGCUCCGACAGAGUCUAAAACUGAGCAACAAAAGCCAUCAGAGUCGAUGUCGGAAGUGGAACAAAUAAAGUUGGGUCUCAAAGCGCUGGAGGGUAUGCACGAACCGUUGUUGAUAUUGGACUAUGACAGUGAGACGGAUUCUGAUGAUGACACUGGCCGAAUGGUGUUGAAACCAAAGGAUUUGUAUGAAGACCGACCCUUGCCAUACAUUAUAGGUUCCUACGCGUGGCAGUCCAAGUGGCAUGCUGGUUUGUUACAAGAAGACAGUGACACGGACAGCAGCGUCAAGCGCGAGCCGUGGGACCGCGAAGAAUAUUCCGAAUCGGAAACGGAAGUCAGUAAACCUGUAAAGGAGCAAGAAUCUUCUUGCAGCAGCGAGAAGUCGUCACGUCUCUCCACCGACCAGACAGUCGACAGGCCCGCGAUCAUCGCCGAUCUAAUUGCCAAGCGAUUGGGACAGCGGCCGCAGCCGGAGCCGGGCCCGGACGCCGCGCCGCGCUGUACGAACAAGAAGGUGUAUACACCUGAACAAACUGCUAUCAGCAACAUUUUCUCAGACGAGCCGCCGCCUCUCGAACAGUCAUAUCAACACAGUCAAGGGAUGAACAGAAGUGAAGAACAGUCUGAUGAUGAAGACGACAUAUUCGCGGAGCUACACAAAAAACAACCUUAUGAACAGGGCAAUAGAGUUGAAAGUAACAUCACUGACGAGCUGUUUGGCAAGGAGAGGGAUGUCUUCAGCGGUUUCUCUCAGGUAUGUCUCAAAUCUCCACCGCCUGCCAAUCAAAAAUUGCCCCUAUUCGCUGAGGAAAAAGAACCAGAGUUGUUUGUCGAACAACCUCCACCUUUACCUAAGACAGAUGGCGCUACUGCCGAAAGUAGUGUUAAGAAACCAAUUGGAGGUAUAUCAUUAUUCGGCAACAAAGGCACGGAGAGUAUCGGAGCUGCCAUUUUGAAACGGAAUCAAAGACUGUCAUCGACAGAUGAAGACGUCAGCGAAGCCACCAGCCAGAGACAAGAGAAAGAUAUAUUCGACCAUCUGUUUGCUAAAUCUGAAAAAGAACAGAGAAAAGCCGAUAAAAAAAUCGAGAAGAAGAUUGAGAAAGAAGUGAAAAUAGAUAAAAAAGUUGAUUUGUUCAGUGACAAUUUAUUUGAUGAUAUUGAUGAUAUAUUUACGUCUAACAUUCCAAAAGUACCGAUAAAAACUGCUGAGAAAAAUCAAAAGUCUUUGUUUGAUGAUGAAGACUUAUUUUCGGAUGUUGCUGUAGCUAAAAACAAGACUGAAAGUGUUAAAGAUACAAAAGUUACUAAGAAAAGUCUUUUUGACAGUGACGAUGAUCUUUUCUCAGACAAAGUCGAAAAAAAUGUUCCACCAAAUGAUACAAGUAAAAUAAAAGAUACAAAUAUAGCUAAAAAAGAAACAAGUGUUCAAAGUGAUAGUAAAAAGAGUAUUUUUGAUAGCGAUGACGAUUUGUUUACUGAUAAAAAUGAUAAAGCAUUUAUAACGUCAUCUGAAGAUAAACGCAGUGAAAUUAAGAAUAAUAAUGCCAAAAGUUAUAGUAAAAAGAGUAUUUUUGAUAGCGAUGAUGAUUUGUUCAGCGAUAAAACUGACAAUAUACCUAGUACUAGUAAUAGUUCUGUACAAAAUAAAAAUAAUAAAAGCAAAUCAAAAAGUAUAUUUUAUGAUGAUGCUGAUAUAUUUUCCGAAAAUGCUUCUAGUAAACCGAAAGAGGUUUCUGUUAAUAGUGUCGUAGAAGAAACUAGAAAAACAACACAAAUCUCUGCUUUCGAGACUAAAAAAGUUUCUAUUUUUGAUGACGAAGAGGAAGACCUUUUCAAUACUGAUAGAAGUAUUAAAGGUGACGUUAAAAAUGAAACUAUAAAUGAGAUUACGAAACCUAUUUCUUCGACUAGGAUCAAUAUUUUUGAAGAGCAGAAUAUAAAAUCUAAAAGUCAUGAUGAGUUUAAUACAAGAAAUAUUGAGGUCUCAGAUACUUCAACAAAAGUAAAUAAAAUCGGAGAUAAACUUAAAAAGUCUCUAUUUGAUGAUGACUCUGAAGAUGAAUUAUUUAAUGAUAAACCAAAACAAGUAAUUUCCGAAUCAAUAGAAUACACAGAAUCUACAGAAAGUUCAAAAGAUGCCUUCGAUGAUGAUGAUUUGUUCAAAGAUACAAGAUCUAAUAAAACGAAUAAUCAAACACUGAAAUCUGAAAUUAAAGAUGAGGUUUUAGAAGAACUAAGAGGUGAAAUCAAGAGUGAAAUUAAAGAGGAAGUAAUAAGUGAAUUGAAAGAUGAUUUACAUAUAGUUAACAAUGAUAAAACUAUAACAAAUGUAGAAACUAUUAAACAAAUUAAUACAUCUAUUUUGGAUGAUGUAGAAAAUGAUUUUCAAGAUAAUAACCAUAAAGAUACGUCAAAAGGAGAUAAUAAAAUAGAAACAAUGAAAAAGUCAUCAAUAUUCGAUGAAGCUGAAACUGAAUUAUUCUCAAAUUCUUCAAAAUACAGUGAUACAAAAGAAAAUAAUACGGAUGAUAAAAUUGAUAAUGAUUUUGAAACUCAAAACAUACCGGAAACAGAUACAAGAUCUGAUGUCGCGAAAUCUGAAAUGACACAGUCAAAAGACAGUAAUAUAAGCAUAGAACCACCCUUAUUCAAUGAACCAAAAGAAUCAUUAUUCGGUGAUCAAGAUGAAUUUAGUGAUAUUUUUAUCGAACCACCUAAGUUUGAGAAACCAACAGAGCCGAAGAAAAGUAAAAACAUUAAUGCAUUGUUUGAUGAUGAUUCGGACGAUGAAGCCUUAUUUUUCAAAAAGGAUGACCCUACUCUUGAUGAGAAACCUGAAUUUGACUCGCCUGCAGCUGAAAAUAGAAUAUUUGGAAUAUUCCAAGAUGAGCCGCCGGAUCUUAACAUAGAUUUUGUUCCAAAGACAAACGUGAAACCUAAAAAUGACUCAAUCACUGAUAUCACAGAUAUAAAAAUAGUAGGUGUCGAUGAUACUAGUGUGAAUGAAUACACAGACCAAAUUGAUUCUAAUUUCAAUUCGAAAUCUAAAGAGAAAGUUGUAGAUAACGAUGAAUUAUUAAAUUCCAUUGAAAGUCAAGAUGAAUCAAAAAGUAAAAUAAGUAAAGAUGACGCUCCGAAACCAAUAGGUAAACUUAAAUCGAUGAAUUUUAACAUAAAUGUAAAUGCUUUAUUGCCUGGAGCUUUGCCAAAAAAGGCAAAAACUACAGAACAAACUGAUGGCAACACACAAAUAAAAAGCAGUGAAGACAUUAGUACAAAGAAUGCACCAGUAAUAGAAUCUAAAAUGGUGAAAUCAAUUAGUUUCGAAGGAAAGCCUGAUUCUCAAGUUCUAGACAACACACUGUCUAAAGAAAGGGCUAGAAUUCAGGUAAAAAGACGGCCGUCUACCAGAAGAGCUAGGAAAGAGGCAGUUAGAAAAUCUGCAAUUGAUUUUGGGGAUGAUUCCACUGAUAAUUCUAGUUCGAUAGAUGACCAACCUAAAGUUGUAAUGAAAGCUAAUAUUGAUGAUAAAAUUGUUGAUAUUCCACUGGCAAGAUCUGAUGAUGAACAUAUAGAAAAUAUGACCGAAAAUAUAGUCGAAACACCGAAAUUUGCUGAAAAGACGGCAAAAGUGAAAGAAGAAAAUAAAGAUUUUUCAAAUACGGAUGAUGUGGAUAAUGAACUUUUUAAAUCAGUAGACGCAAAACAAAAUAGUGUUCAUCAAAAUAAAGAAAAUGUAGCCGAAGAUGUAUUAACUCAAAAACCUAAGGUCACUACAAAAACAGUUUACAUUUUAAACGAUGAAGACAUAUUUAGCGUAGAAAAACCUAAAAAAGUAUUGAAUAUUGUUGAUGAUGAAACACCUGGGGUUAGCGCAUUAGGUCAAGUUUACAAAGAAUCUAUAAAUACAUCUGACAGCGACGAAGAUUUGUUUAAAAAUGUCGCGAAAUUAGAAAAAACAUCAAAUAAAUUAUUCUAUUCAGAAACAAGCAAUAACACUACAAAUGAUUCUAAUGAACUAUUCAAAUCAACUAAAGGAAAAACGGACGAGAGAAAAGCGACGAAAAAUGUUUUCGAUGAUGCUAACACCAAUGAACUUGAAGACGAAAAUCUAUUUAAACCUGACAAUAAAAGCGAUAUUAAAAGGGAAACUAAAAAUAUAUUCGAUCUGAGCGAUGACGAGGAAUUGUUCUCAACAAAUAAACAUAAGAAAACAGAUAAAUUGAACGAAAUGUUUGAGAAAGAAGUGACGAAAGUCGAAGUGAAAACUUCUUUGUUUGAUGAUGAAGAUGAUGAUGGCCUGUUUGGAAGCAGUAGGAUUAAGAAGGCAGCUGAACCAUCAUCGACAUCAACGCAGGCGUCUCGUAAGGAAAUUAUCACCAGAGCAUCUGAACCAGUGUUUGAAGAUCCGUUAUCUUUGUUCGGAGGGGAUGAGGAAUAAAAA
Plodia interpunctella (Indianmeal moth) is the source of this 4882-nucleotide messenger RNA. RefSeq names its product Family with sequence similarity 21 (gene FAM21). The coding region runs from base 179 to 4879 and encodes 1566 amino acids. Lineage: Eukaryota; Metazoa; Arthropoda; Insecta; Lepidoptera; Pyralidae. The record is from RefSeq and is a predicted model, not a curated record. The transcript has 13 exons.